CACCGAGCUCAUUCCCAUCCAGCUAGGUGCGCCAGCAUUCUCCUAAGUCCUCUGUGCAAGCGUCACUCUCUGGGUUUUUCACACACACAGUCGCCAUGGCAUCCAAGGCCUUCCUCCUCAUUGCCCUCAACCUCCUCCUCUUUGCGGUGGCCAACGCCUGCGGCGGCGGCUGCCCGACGCCGACACCACCAACGCCGACGCCGCCGACGCCAACGCCGCCCUCACCGUCACCAUCGGGCAAAGGCAAGUGCCCCAAAAACGCGCUCAAGCUCGCGGUGUGCGCCAACGUGGCCGGCCUCGUGAAAGCCAAGGUGGGGAAGCCGCCGGCCGAGCCGUGCUGCAGCCUCCUCGGCGGCCUCGCCGACCUCGAGGCCGCCGCCUGCCUCUGCACCGCCAUCAAGGCCAACGUGCUCGGCAUCACCCUCGACAUCCCUGUCAAGCUCAGCCUCAUUGUCAACUACUGUGGCAAGAACCUCCCCAGCGGCUUCAUAUGCGCUUGAUAUUAGCUACGUGAUUACGUGCUUGCAUUGCCUGCAACGCGCGCGCACGCAUGAAUACACAGCCAGUUGUUCAUUCGUGAGUGCAUGCUGCAUGCGUCCGAUUUGUUUUCUCCGACUUUUGUUUCGUGUGCUUUCUUUGUCCGUCAGGUGGUUCUGAAUGUAGAACCACGGACGGAUCAACAAUGAUGUGUGUGCAUCGAGAGUGUUUGAUUGUGUUUACCUUUUACUUCUUUUCCAUUCUUCCCUCUAAACGUAUGUGUAUGGUGAUUUCUUCUCCAAGGUCCAAGCUAGGAAAUGCACUGUUUUGGGUUUGUGUGGUGUUUAUCUCAUUGUUGUAAUUGCUUGUAGUGGAUUCCAAGGAUUGUAUGUACCGCAAGCACAAGUUUAUUUGUAUGAGCUAGGGUUCAUUUCAGUUA
Molecule: messenger RNA, 916 nt
Organism: Panicum virgatum (switchgrass)
Lineage: Eukaryota; Viridiplantae; Streptophyta; Magnoliopsida; Poales; Poaceae
Product: cortical cell-delineating protein-like
Exons: 1
Coding region: 96-500 (134 amino acids)
Source: RefSeq, a predicted model, not a curated record